This is a messenger RNA of Dovyalis caffra, 207 nucleotides long. NCBI's taxonomy places the organism in Eukaryota, Viridiplantae, Streptophyta, Magnoliopsida, Malpighiales, Salicaceae. The record is from the annotation of a GenBank genome assembly.
AUGCUCUCAUACGAAGUAAGAGAGGGUCGGUAUUUAGAAUUGAAGCUCGAAUUCCACUUUCACCAAUCCAUUAUUGAUGCAAGUGAUCAUGAUUUUGUUCACAAUCUAAGCAUUCAUGCAAUUGAUGAUGAUGAUUUUGUUCAUAAUCUAAUCAUUCAAAAUCUAAGUAUUCAUACAAUUGAUGAUAAUUUGGAUAUUAGUCUUUUG